This is a messenger RNA of Drosophila busckii, 729 nucleotides long. RefSeq names its product odorant receptor 59a. Gene Ontology annotation, molecular function: odorant binding; olfactory receptor activity. The transcript has a single exon. Gene Ontology annotation, biological process: sensory perception of smell; detection of chemical stimulus involved in sensory perception of smell. Bases 1 to 729 code for a protein of 242 amino acids. The record is from RefSeq and is a predicted model, not a curated record. NCBI's taxonomy places the organism in Eukaryota, Metazoa, Arthropoda, Insecta, Diptera, Drosophilidae. Gene Ontology annotation, cellular component: plasma membrane.
AUGUCGACCGUUAUAAACAGUGCCAAUUUCAUCAGCAGUCAUUGGCUGGCAUGGAAGGCAGUAGGCGCUACCUUUACUGAAGUCAACUGGCUCGGACUCUACGGACUUUAUGCCUGCAUUCAUCAUCUAGCGGUCACUGUCGGCUUUCCGCUGCACUUGGGCGUCAAACUCUUUCGCAAUGAUACUGUAACGGAUGAUAUAAUGAAUCUAACAAUAUUUUUGGAGACCUUCUCCAGCUCACUUAAGAUAAUCAUCUUUGCGUUUAAAUUGAGGAAGGUGCGCCACAUGGAGAAAUUGCUGAAACUUUUAGAUGCACGCGUCCAGGGCUGGGCACAACAUAACAUUUAUGAUGAAUUGAGAAAGCGAUUGAAAAAAUUAAUCUAUGCAUAUAUUGGCGUCUGUGCGGUUGUCAUUAUGUUUUCGGAAAUUUCAUUUCUAUUUCAAUCUGAGCGCAAGCUGCAGCAUCCAGCCUGGUUUCCCUUUGAUUAUACAAAUUCUACAUAUAAAUAUUAUAUAGCGCAUGUGUAUCAAACGUAUGGAGGUGCCAUGCAAUUAGUACAAAAUUAUGCAAACGCCUGUUUCCCCGCAGUCAUGUUAUGCAUAAUAUCAGCGCAUAUUCAAAUGCUGUACAAACGUAUUGAGGACAUAGGCAUGGCUAAUGAGUCUGCGCAGGAUUCGGAAGCUGACCUGGAGGCCUGUAUUACAGAUCACAAGCAUUUGCUAGAGUAA